Suillus fuscotomentosus is the source of this 861-nucleotide messenger RNA. RefSeq lists its product as uncharacterized. Lineage: Eukaryota; Fungi; Basidiomycota; Agaricomycetes; Boletales; Suillaceae. The transcript has 6 exons. The record is from RefSeq and is a predicted model, not a curated record. The coding region runs from base 1 to 861 and encodes 286 amino acids.
AUGAACCAAGUCAAAAGGCAGACAACUGAGGUUUUGGCAAGUCUUGACAGGAGGACCAGAGAGAUAAUGGGCAAUUCAUCUGAACUAGGGGUCCUAAAAGAUGGCCAAGUUCAAACAGAAUUGCUGCAUAAAGCUAGGAUGAGAAUAGCAGUACAGCUACAGCAAUGCUUGGCAUCACCCGGUGAUACCUUGAACUUUGGUUAUACCUCAAUUUCCGAAUAUGAAAUUGACUGGGCCGCCCUGACCAUUGCACAUGCCAUGGUCAACCCUAUCAAUGUCAAUUGGGAUGUAGACCGAUAUACUGACAAGGUCAAUUUGUCACAACCCAACAGGGAUGGGUCAGCAACUGCUGAACCGGAGAGACUGAAGAAGUUCUUCCCUGAGGCUGUGCUCGGCAAAAUUUCAGUUCCAGCAACCAUCGUGGACAGGCACGGAAAAAUUUUGGUAGUUCAUCUCCCUGAUAUUUUGACAGCUUCUCGCAUAGAGCAUCUCAAUCACAUCACUGGUGGCUUGAGAGAAUCCCUUCUCAAAACUGUUGAUCCUAAAGAUGUCAACAAAUGUUGGAGAGAUGAUGGAUAUAUGGUUCUAGCUGAAGGAGGGGAAUUUGGGGCUGGUAGAAUUACAGUAGCUCCUGCAUAUUUCAUGCAAAGACGGGAGCGACGAGUGGAUCCAUUGGUGACCUCAGAGUCUUACAAAUCAGAGAAGGUCCAACAAUGGUUAGCUGCCUUGACAACAUCAGAAGUUCUAUGGAAUGUCAUUACUGGAGUUGUGGCUCCGGAUCUUUUUCAAGCUAGCAACUCUGCAUUUUCUCAGGCCAUCAAAGAACCACAGAGAUGCUGGUGGAUCCCCAUCCCUUUUUGA